Molecule: messenger RNA, 964 nt
Organism: Suillus clintonianus
Lineage: Eukaryota; Fungi; Basidiomycota; Agaricomycetes; Boletales; Suillaceae
Exons: 3
Coding region: 9-881 (290 amino acids)
Biological process (GO): NAD+ biosynthetic process
Molecular function (GO): nicotinamide-nucleotide adenylyltransferase activity; nicotinate-nucleotide adenylyltransferase activity
Source: RefSeq, a predicted model, not a curated record
CCACCACUAUGGCCGCCCAAACAUUUGCGCACAAGACAACAACCGCCUUUACGAAUCCUACAAAUUAUAAUUUUACCUCUCAUCGCCUCCAUCGCACUCUACAUGCCUCCACCAAGCAACCGAUCGUCUUGGUAGCAUGCGGCUCUUUUAAUCCUAUUACAUACCACCACCUUCGAAUGUUUGAGAUUGCGAAUGACUUCAUCCGGCAGAAUACCGAUUUUGAGAUUGUCGGUGGAUAUUUCAGCCCAGUUAGCGACGAGUACAAGAAACCGGGUCUAGUUAGCGCACAUCAUCGUGUGAAAAUGUGCACGCUCGCUGCAGAGCAGGAGUCAUCAUGGCUCAUGGUCGAUCCCUGGGAGGCAUUGCUGAAUUAUCAACGCACAGCGGUUGUGCUCGACCACAUAAAUUACGAGAUCAACACGGUUCUUGGUGGGGUGUUCACUCGAGAUGGUGAACAUCGUGAUGUUCGAAUCAUGCUCCUUGCUGGCUCAGACUUGCUUAGCACCAUGUCUGAGCCGGGCGUUUGGUCUCAUGAAGAUCUCGAUGAUAUACUUGGACAUCAUGGCGCGUUUGUCAUUGAGCGCACAGGGUCCUCCAUGGAUCAAGCAAUCGACAGCCUGGCGCGAUGGCGGAACAACAUCUACCCUAUCGCUCAGCUGGUCCAGAACGAUGUUUCCUCCACGAAAGUCCGGCUGUUCUUUCGUCGGGGUCUUUCAGUACAGUAUCUCCUGCCAGCGACUGUUAUCGAUUAUAUAGAGCAGAACAAUCUAUACCCAGACGACGGGUCGUGUACGGAGAAAGAUAAAGGAAAGAAUAGGAAGAGCGGAGAAGCUGAUACUCCAAGUUCAGAAAGCAGCAAUGUGCGCGCUACCCAGUCAUAGCCAUUGGGAAAGGAGAAGGUUAUCAUACUGUUACGUAAAACCUUAAACGUGAGUAAAAUUACUAAAAUAAACUCACCCUGCUG